AUGAAAUAAAGUAGUCUUAUAUGCAAUGUCAGAAAUGAUGCUACAUUAAUAAUUAAUUAAUUUGUUUAUCAUUAAUAAGCUGAUUUUAGUUUUUCGUUUUGUUUUCAACUGAAGAAGCAAGCUAUGCAGACUAAUAGGAUAUAGAUUAUUGCGAUACAUUUGCUAAGAGUACUUCAUUUAACACUAAUAUCAGGUUUCCUUUAUCGAUAAUAAGACAUAUUAGGUUGAAGCAGGAUCUCAUUUAUUUUUAUUUGAAACAAAUGAUUAACAAAAUCAAUAUGGCAAUUUGUCUAAACACUACUUUACAAACUUAUAGAGUUAUCUAAUUACCUAAGAACAAUACUACAAUGGUGCAGGAUAUGAUAAAAAGAAAAGAUUCAAAUCUUAUUAUAAUAGUAAAAACUAUUAUAAAAAUCCGAUGAAUAUUGCAAGGUCACUUGAUUCCAAUUUCAGAUUGCUUAAGGAUACCAAGAUUUUGUUUUGUGCUGAACAAUUCAAAUAGUUUUAUGCUUAUAUACGAAAUACAGAUUUUGAAAUUUGCAGUCUCUAAUGUUAUUUGGUAAAAUUGAGUAAAAUGAUAUUAAAGAUCAUGUUCUGUGUUUAAGGAGAAGGGUAAGAUAAAAGAUGCAAUUAUGCAACUAUAAAUUAUAUUUUAAUGUUUCUCAAUUAUUGUUACUAUAUUGGUAAUUUGUUUAAAUAAGAUAGAAUAACUUUAUUUGCUUAUUGGUUAUCUUCAUUCAAACCCUUUUUAUAAAAUCAAUCAAUUUUAGGGAUUAAAUUAUUUGUUCUAGAAAUUAGAAAAUUUGGAUUUUCUAAAUACUGCAAAUGA
Molecule: messenger RNA, 829 nt
Organism: Paramecium octaurelia
Lineage: Eukaryota; Ciliophora; Oligohymenophorea; Peniculida; Parameciidae
Source: the annotation of a GenBank genome assembly